Molecule: messenger RNA, 2973 nt
Organism: Emys orbicularis (European pond turtle)
Lineage: Eukaryota; Metazoa; Chordata; Testudines; Emydidae
Product: zinc finger protein 777-like
Exons: 9
Coding region: 1-2973 (990 amino acids)
Biological process (GO): regulation of DNA-templated transcription
Source: RefSeq, a predicted model, not a curated record
AUGGCCGAGCGGGCCGCUGCCCAGGAUCAGGAGUGGGACAUGGAGUCCCAGCAGUGGACACCUUUCCAGCCCUCUACUGUUCCUCAACAAACUUCUGCUAAAGAGACAAAGCCAAACUCUGCAGAGAUUUCGCUGUGGACUGUUCUAGCUGCAAUUCAAGCAGUGGAAAAGAAGGUUGAUUCUCAUGCCAUGCGGUUACUGAACCUGGAGCGUAGAACAGUGACAACAGAAAAGAAAUAUUUUGACUGUGAGAAAACGGUAGUGGAUUUUGGGAACCAAAUGGAGAGUAAGUGGGCCGCGCUGGGAACUCUGAUCCAGGAGUACGGGCUGCUGCAGAGGAGGCUGGAGAACAUGGAGAACCUGCUGAAGAACAGGAACUUCUGGAUCCUGAGACUCCCCCCAGGCACUAAGGGGGAAAUCCCCAAGGUCCCGGUGGCAUUUGAAAACGACUCUGUUUACUUCUCUGAGCAAGAAUGGCAGAACUUAGACGAAUGGCAGAAAGAGCUUUACAAGAACGUGAUGAAGGGGAACUAUGAGUCUCUGAUCUCGCUGGACUAUGCACUCUCCAAACCUGACCUUCUGGCGCGGAUUGAACGAGGGGAAGCGCCCUGCGAGGGGGAGGAGGGAGACGUAGAGGAGAGCGAAAUCCCUGCAGAGCCCAGCACAGAAUCACUGGUGUAUACACCUGACGCGACCUGCCAGAGUGAAGGCGAGGAAGAGCCGUGCAUCAAGGGACAGGAGAACUCGGAGGAAAGAAAGAUCCCGGCUGAACCCCCAGUCGAGUGCGCGUUUUCCGAGCCAAGCUGUGUGUCCCGGGUAAAGCGAGAGGAGGAGCAGGGGCCCUCGGAGGAAGUGGAAAUAUUCUCAGAGCCCAGCACUGCAGAUAAUGGAAUCAUGUUCCAAACUGAGCUGCUGGAGCAUGGGGAACAUCUCAAACACUUGCAGCUGCGAAGGACAUUCUCUGGACUGUCUGAAGAAACUGUGUUCCGGACUCCCAGGGAGGGAAGGCCUUUGGAUAGUCCAGACAGCUCAAUAAUGCAGCCAAGGAACCAUGUCAAGGACAGGCCGAUAGAGUCAGUGCCCGGGGAAGAAAGCUUCAGGGAAAGCAACGCUGUGACUUUUUACCGGCGAAGCUGCCCAGGUGAGAGACCACACGUGUGUGCUGAGUGUGGGAAAGGCUUUCGGCUGAAGAAGAGCCUCACGAUGCACCAGAGAAGUCACACGAAGCUGGGAUGCUACGAACCUGCAGCGUGUGAGAAAAGCUUUGUGUACAAGCAGCACUUGACAAUGCACCAGAGAAUCCACACUGGUGGGGCCACUUACAGCUCUGUGGAGUGUGAGGAAAGCUUCAAACAGAAUCACCACCUGAAAUCCCACCCCAGAAUCCAGACAGCGGACAAGCCGUACAGUGCCACUAAAUGCACGAAAAGCUUCAACGUCAAAUCACCUUACAGGCAGCACCAGAAAAGCCACGUGCGAGAGAGACCCUAUAAGUGUAAUAAGUGCCAGGAGUGCUUCUCUCAGAAGAAAAGCCUCAUCACGCAUCAGAGAAUGCACACGGGAAGGAGUGGAGGGUCGUUAAUGUGCACGUACUGCGGGAAGAACUUCAGUCACCCCUCGGAUCUGAUUCGACACCAGAGGAUCCACACGGGGGAGAGACCCUACCAAUGCACUGAGUGCACAAAAAGCUUUACGCAAAAGCAGCAUCUGCUCCAGCACCAAAAAAUCCACACCCGCGAGAGGAACCAUUAUGCAAUUUCCCAACCUGACAUUUUAUCCUGGAUUGUACAAGAGGAAAAGCCGAGUGUCAGGAAUCCAGGAGCCUUGGAGGAGCGAGAAAUGCCUACGGACCCCGGGCCAGAUUAUGGGAUCCUGAUCAAAACUGAGCAAGAGGAACGCCCUGCCAUCCUGGAAGCACUUGGAACGUUAACAGGAACGUCCCAGGAGGACGUUGGGCAGGGUCUGGAGGAGGGUUGGUGCAGUGCAGUAUCACAACUGAAGAACCACCCCGGAAGGAGAGGACCAGCUCAGCUUGAAAGAUGUUUCAGCAACAACAAGCCAGUCGCCAUUCACCAGAGAAAGUCUGCCAAAGACAGGCCUAAUAAGUGUGCCGAGUGCGGGAAAGGCUUUAGGCUAAAGAAAAGCCUUAUCGUUCACCAGAGGAGUCACACCAGAGCAGGACCCUAUGACUAUCCAAAAUGUGCAAAGGGCCUCAGUAACAAGCAGCAGUACCUGCUGCACCAGAGAGUCCAGGCAGGAGAGGGAGCCGGCAGCUUGCCAGACCGUCAGCAAAGCGUGGCACAGAUGCUCAGUCUCCAAUCUGACCCGGCAAGAGGCAGAUGCUGUCCAAGCACGGAGUGUGAUAGCAGCUUCAGUCCGAACUCCAGCCUAAGCAAUCCUCAUCUCCUGCAGGCAGGAGAGCGGCUGUACGUGUGCACAGAGUGCAGGAAAAGCUUUCGGCUGCACAUCAACCUCCUCAUACACCAGAGAACCCACGCCGAGAAGUGCCAAGGGCCCCUUAUCUGUCCAUACUGUGAGAAAUGCUUCAGUCGCUCUUCCCACCUCAUCCGACACCAGAUGAGCCACACGGGGGAGAGACCCUAUAAAUGCCCAGCGUGCGAGAAGAGCUUCACGGAUAAAUCCAAGCUCACCAACCACUACAGGAUCCACACCGGGGAGCGGCCCUACCACUGCAAGGAGUGCGGCAAGAGCUUCAGCCGCACGCACCAUCUCCUGAAGCACCAGCAGAUCCACACGGGCGAGAAGCCGUAUCACUGCACCCAGUGCCCAAAACGCUUCUCGCAGAAGCACCAUCUCCUGGGGCACCAGCGUGUUCACACUGGGGAGCGCCCCUACCAGUGCACGGAGUGCGUCAAAAACUUCACACGGAAGCAGCACCUCCGUGAGCAUUGGCGGGUCCACUUGAGAGAGCCCCCGAGUGCUCCGAACACUUUAGACAUCAGCGGACUCUGA